Messenger RNA from Aspergillus heteromorphus CBS 117.55, 889 nucleotides. RefSeq lists its product as uncharacterized. The coding region runs from base 120 to 665 and encodes 181 amino acids. Lineage: Eukaryota; Fungi; Ascomycota; Eurotiomycetes; Eurotiales; Aspergillaceae. The record is from RefSeq and is a predicted model, not a curated record. The transcript is spliced from 2 exons.
AUUCGAUUCCGCUACAUGGACCAGACGGCGCGAUAGCUCUACUGUGCUUCCGCGACAAACGCUGUCCCCAAAUAAUGCCCUUCCAAUAGUUACGCCUUCGAUUAUCCAUAUCCGCCCGAAUGACUUGGGUUUCAGUCCUCAAAACCAUCCUCUAUGUCACACUCUACCCUCUGAUCGUGCUUCUCGGCUGGGGAUAUGGACUGCUACGAGCGAUAGUGGUCUUCCCAUUGGUGCGACUGGGGGGUUGGGUGCUCCAUGUCGUUCUUCUCCCGUUGAGGCUUCUCGCCAAGUUCGAGGCCAUCCUUAGCUUCCUGGCAGUCGCAGUGCUCACGGGGAUCGUUCUGGGGGUGGUGCAAUACUAUGUAACCCGGAUUACGGUGAACACGCUUCACCGAUGGGCUGGGUAUAUCUGGAAUACCGUCUUCCGCCGCAGGAGAGAGCCAGCGCAAAAGAGCGCAGGUUCAUCUUCUCCGAACGAUAAUGAUUCUCGUUCAUCCAACGAGUCAGACUACGCGAAUGGCGGCGAUGGCUGCGAUGAGUCCUUCUCCGCCUGGGACAUGGGACACAAGCCAUGGCUGCCGAAGGAUAAGGAUGUGGGACUCCUCUCAUCGACGAUACUGGAAGAGGAGGAAUUCAGCCAGGAAUCCAGUGCCAGUGCCUCGUAGAUAGGGUGGACGAGAGUAAGGGAAGGGGGAGGAAUGGGACAAUGAAUAACUAAUCUCCGGCAGAUAUUGACGCAAUCAAUCCGCGACGGCCGUGGUUCUUGACUGGGGCGAUGGACCCUUCCGCCGGCACCGUCCCGGUCGCCGCAGCACCACCGGUUCGUUUAAUUAAUUAAUCUCCCAUUAAACCCUCAUUAAACUGUCAGCCAGGCAGAAACAUAUCGAUG